GGGAUGCGCACGCGCACGCGGGGCCGCUGGUCCUACUGUCACCUCUCUCGCUAAAUGGCCUUGGCGGCGGGAAAGUUGAAUCCGAGGAGCUGGCGGGGCGAUGUGCAGCGACUUUCGCAGGGCCGAAUCCGGGACGGAGCUCCUCGCCCGACUUGAAGGCAGAAGCUCUUUGAAAGAACUAGAACCCAACCUGUUUGCUGAUGAAGAUUCACCAGUGCAUGGUGAUAUUCUUGAGUUUCACGGUCCAGAAGGAACAGGAAAAACAGAAAUGCUUUAUCAUUUAACAGCCCGAUGUAUACUUCCAAAAUCAGAGGGUGGACUGCAGAUAGAAGUCUUAUUCAUUGAUACAGACUACCACUUUGACAUGCUUCGGCUUGUGACAGUCCUUGAGCAUAGACUGUCGCAAAGCUCGGAGGAGACCAUCAAGCUCUGCCUUGGCAGAUUCUUCCUGGCGUACUGCAGCAGCAGCAUGCAGCUACUGCUCACGCUGCACUCGCUGGAGGCUCUGUUCUGCAGUCACCCCUCUCUCUGCCUCCUCAUCGUGGAUAGCCUGUCAGCUUUUUACUGGACAGACCGCGUCAGUGGGGGCGACAGUGUGGCCCUGCAGGAGUCUACGCUGAGGAAGUGUGCUCAGCUCCUGGAGAGGCUCGUCAGCGAGUACCGCCUGCUGCUCUUCACAACAACACAAACUCUAAUGCAGAAAGCCUCAGACUCAGCAGAGGGGCCUUCCUCCUCCUCCAGGCACCCGUGUGAGGGGGACACGGACUAUAGAGCCUAUCUCUGCAAGGCCUGGCAGAGGAUAGUGAAACACAGAGUCAUCUUCUCCAGAGAGGACGACGCUAAGGGCAGCCGGUUCUCGUUAGUCUCACGUCAUUUAAAAAGUAACAGUUUAAAAAAACACAUUUUUAUGAUCAGAGAAAGUGGGGUGGAGUUUUGUUGAUCUCUAUCAUCAAAAAGGCUUUUGGGAGCACUAAGGCAAGUCUUUAAAAGUCUUUUAUAGGCUAAAGUGGUUUGAUUCUAAAGUUUUUAAUUCUGGGGAAAUUAAUCUAAAUAGUACAGUAAAGCUGCUCUGUUCCCUCCAGGCUGUGGAAGGUCAAGCAGAACAUACUGAACUCCACUAGCCUUGUUUUAAAACUCAGUAAAUGAUACAUGUUCAGAGCCAGUCACUUUCUGUUUACGUUCGGGAGGUUUCACUGCUGGUCCCUUGGCCUCCUUGAGGUUGUAAUUGAAGAGAAUGUGCAGAGCUGCUAUUCCAAUUGAAGGAAGGAUACUCACCUGCCUCCCUCAAGAACCUGGAAUGAGCCGGGCAUGCUGGCCCACAACUUUAAUCCCAGCAUUCGGCGGAGAGUCAGGUGGAUCUCUGAGUUUCAGGCCUGCCUGGUCUACAGAUUGAAUUCCAAGACAGCCAGAGCUACAUAGUGAGAUCCUGUCUCAAAAAGCCAGUCAUUAAACAAACAAACAAACAAACAAAUAGGUGAAGCUGGUAUGUUCGAUAGAUAAAUAAAUAGAUGAGACUGGAAUAUUUGAGUCCUCUUUCGACCUCUCCCCUUUUCCUGUUCUCACCUGCCUCCCCCUCCCAUGGUGACGCUAUGUUCCUGUACAGUUUAGGCUGGCCUUCAUCCACAGUUCUGCCUCUGCCUGUGAAGUAGCUGGGACAGUUGGCUCACCCUUCACCUUACAGUCCAAGAAUUUUGGUCUGAGUGACACUUGGAUUCAAGGUGGGUUUCCAUUGUUCUUGGGGUUCUGUGUCAUUUUUCAAGCACAGGGAAAUGAUGUAGUCAUCUUAGAAUUGUUGGUGUUUUCUUCCCUAUUUAGGAGAGCCAGGCAUGCCUUGGAACAGGCUGAGUCCUUUCCAGCUGUGAGCUGAGGGACUCUUGGUGCUGUGCUUCUCCACAGUUCAGAAGGGGCUCACACUGCAGGGGACGAGAGGACUGCACAGAAGUUGUCCUUGUGAGGAGGACUGUUGCCGCGACAAAACGCCGCAAGCAAAAGAACACUGGAGAGGAAAGGGUUUCUUUGGUUUAGUCGUCCACACUGUAGUUCAUCCUUGAAGGACGUCAGGACGGAACUUAGGAAGGGCAGGAACCCAGAGGCAGGAGCUAACACAGAGGCCGUGCAGGAGUGCUGCGUGAUCACGUCCUCUGGUACUGCAGGGUGGCCCGUCAGUUACUUGCAGCAAUGCCUCAGUGUAUCACAACCCUCAGUCAAGUCUUCCCACAGAGCUGUGGGAUGUUUCCCUCGGCGGUGAGAAAGCUUUAAAAAAAAAUUUUUUUUUAAAUCCCAGGGUCUCACUGUGCACAUCUAGCAGGCCUCCUAAGUGCCCUAAGUGCAGGUAUUAAGAUGUGUACCACUGUGCCUGGCUCAUUAAUAUAAUUAAAAAACAUUUUGAAACUAAAUUACAUAAUUUCCACCUUCCCUUCCCUGACCCCAACCCCUCCCAUGUACACUACCCUCCUUGCUCUCUCAAAUACAUUCAUGGCUUCUGGCCUAUUUUUUCGUUUGUUUGGUUUUUAGAUUUUUCAAGACAGGGUUUCUCUGUGUAGCCUUGGCUGUUCUGGACUUGCUUUGUAGACCAGGCUGGCCUCAAACUCAUAGAGAUCCACCUGCCUCUGCCUCCUGAAGUGCUAGGAUUAUAGCCAUGCACCACUGUUCUGAGCUUUUUUUUAAAUUAUAUAUACAGGAAUAUGUAUGUGUUUAUAUACUAUAUAUACAUAUAUAUUUGGGGUACACACACACAUAUAAGCCUUUUCAGUUUUUAUGUUUCUUGUAUGUUUGUUUUUAGGGCUGACUACUUGCUAUUGGAUAGCCAAUUAGGAUGUGCUUUCCUAGGGAAGACUAUUUCCUGCUUUCAGCCUUUUUUAGCUGCCCAUAGUGUUAUAGGAUAUUUGAUCCCAUUUGUGAACCCCAAAAUUGUGAACUGUAAAAACCCUGUUUCUUGUUCUGUUUGGUUGAGCCCUAUCAUAGUCCAAGGACUUUUUAUUGUAAACUGGUGAUUAUGGUGUGGUUCACCCAGCCCUAGCACACAUCUUUAAUCUAAGAGCUUUCUGUACAUAGGAUUUAAUAAAGUUAACCCUAGAACAAGAGGUGGAGCAAGUAACCAACUGACAGGGAUUAAAGAGUAGCAGGGACUUUGAGUGGAGGGCUAUUUAAGACAGCAUGAAGAUUUUUUUAGCUUAAGCUCUGGCUUUAGCUUUGGCUUCAGUUCCUCAGUUCCCUCCCUUUUUGGGCUUUGAGCUAGAAAGCCUUUGGCCUUGGGUUUUUUUGGCCUUUUCCUCCUGGGCUGUCAGUAGAACUAGUAAGCCUUUUGGAUUUUUUUUUUUUCCCAUUUGGACCUAAGCUGAGAAAGGUCAACUGGGUGCUUUCUCUGCCUCUCUGAGCUAGCAGGUUUUCACCCCAGCAUCUGGCUCCUGAGUCUUUAUUGGUAAAGUACAACAGUUGGGAUUUUCCUUUUUUUUGGGGGGGGGGAUUUUCAUUUUUGUCUAUAACACUGUAGUUUUUUUGUCUAGGGUUGGGACCCCAUGAGAGUUCUGUCUUCCAUAUUAACAUGUCUGUUGGUGUCAUUGUUCAGGUCUUGUUUAGGCAGCCAUGUUGUUGAGCUUUCAUGGAUCUCACAACAGAUAUCAUGUUCCUCUGACUCUUCUGAGAUGUUCCCUGAGCCUUAGGUGCAGGAGUUGUGUUGUAGAUGGAUGAGGAGGGGCAGGGCACCACGUGAUCACUUGUUCUCUUCAUGUUGAUCCCUUUUAACUUUCUGUAAUCUGUGUUACAAAGAGAAGUUUCUUUGUUAAGAGAUGAGAGCUGUAUUUAUCUUUGUGUAUUUACAGUGCAGGGAGGGAUU
This is a messenger RNA of Meriones unguiculatus (Mongolian gerbil), 3835 nucleotides long. It is a transcript of the gene Xrcc2, whose product is annotated as X-ray repair cross complementing 2. The record is from RefSeq and is a predicted model, not a curated record. Gene Ontology annotation, biological process: double-strand break repair via homologous recombination; DNA strand invasion. The transcript is spliced from 3 exons. Gene Ontology annotation, molecular function: four-way junction DNA binding; ATP-dependent DNA damage sensor activity; ATP binding. Gene Ontology annotation, cellular component: Rad51B-Rad51C-Rad51D-XRCC2 complex; centrosome; replication fork. The coding region runs from base 101 to 940 and encodes 279 amino acids. Lineage: Eukaryota; Metazoa; Chordata; Mammalia; Rodentia; Muridae.